AUGUAUCCAACAGCUACGCGGCACCCGGCUGCCGCGGUAAGGGGACCUCAGCCGCCGUCAGGACCUAUUAAAUUUACAAUAGCAGACACACUAGAGCGAAUAAAAGAGGAAUUCAACUUUCUUCAAGCUCAGUACCAUACUUUGAAAUUGGAAUGUGAGAAACUGGCCAGUGAGAAGACGGAAAUGCAGAGGCAUUAUGUUAUGUAUUAUGAAAUGUCAUAUGGACUAAAUGUGGAAAUGCAUAAACAGACAGAGAUAGCGAAGAGAUUAAGUGCUAUUAUAGGGCAGGUGCUCCCAUUCUUAGCACAGGAACACCAGCAACAGGUGGCCUCUGCAGUGGAGAGAGCUAAACAAGUCACUAUGUCUGAACUCAAUGCCAUUAUUGGGCAACAACAACAGCAGGGCCUGCAGCAACUGCUUCAAAUCCACGCAAGUGCGGGCCUGUCGCACGGGGUCGGCGGGGUCGGGGGCGCGGGCGGGCUGCUGGGGGCCGGGGGGCUGCUGUUCGCACCGGGGGGCGGGCCCCCACCCCCGCCACAUCUACCCCCACCCGCACAUAAGGUGGAGCUCCCCCCUCCGGCGGACAUAAAGCCUCCAGUCCUGCCGGGCGGGCCGGCGCCGCCCGCCCUGCUGCCCGGCCAGCCACCGCCCAGAGACGACGACAGGCUCAGCUCUAGGGUGCUACAACAGCAAAGGAGAUCGGUAUCCCCUCACGAACGCGAGCAGAAGUACCGGCCGCGCUCGCCGGUCGAGCCGGAGGCGCUGGACGUGAAGCGGAGAAAGGAGGAGAAGGUACUCGGUCAUGUGAGUUUAUGUAGUGACAGCGAUGCUGAAAAAAGUGAUCAAGAUCUUGUUGUUGAUGUGGCUAAUGAGGAGGAAAGAGGGUCACCGAGUGUUCGUACUGAGGGUGGGGAGAGAACAGAGAAUGGUCCGCGGCCUCCUUCGAGGUCUGGCUCCUCGUCCAGUCGCUCCACACCGAAGAGUUCCAAAGACGAGAAGCCGGGCACGCCAGGCGGUAAGUUAGCUCGCGCGCCGACGCCGACGGGCGGUCGUGGCGGCGCGUACCCGUUCCCGCCGUACGCCGCCUACAGGGCGGCCGCGCCCGCGCCGCCGCUACCCAUGCACUACGAUCAACAUCACAGGACCAAUGGGAUCGCGCCCACUAAACCCGCGUACUCGUACCACUCGUGCGGCGGGCCGCUGCAGCCGGUGGGGUUCCCCGCGGACGCGCUGGGCGGCGCGGGCGUGCCGCGGGGCGCGCGCGCGGUGGCGGCGCUGCCGCACGGCGAGGUGGUGUGCGCCGUGGCGCUGUCGCAGGCCGGCGCCGCGCGACACGCCUACACCGGCGGCAAGGGAUGCGUCAAGCUCUGGGACAUAUCCAACCCGGGCUCUCCCGCCGCCCUCGAGCCGCUGUCGCAACUCGAUUGUUUGCAAAGAGACAACUACAUCCGAUCAGUGAAGCUCCUGCCGGACGGCCGCACGCUGAUAGUGGGCGGCGAGGCGUCCAACCUGUCUAUAUGGGACCUCGCCUCGCCCACGCCGCGCAUGCGCGCCGAGCUCACCUCCUCCGCGCCCGCGUGUUACGCGCUGGCUAUCAGUCCAGACUCCAAGGUGUGCUUCAGUUGUUGUUCAGAUGGCAACAUAGCGGUGUGGGAUCUUCAGAACCAAACAUUAGUUAGACAAUUCCAAGGGCACACGGACGGCGCGUCGUGCAUCGACAUCAGUGGCGACGGCACGCGUCUGUGGACGGGCGGGCUCGACAACACGGUGCGCUCCUGGGACCUCCGCGAGGGACGACAACUGCACCAACACGACUUCUCCAGUCAGAUCUUCUCGCUCGGAUAUUGCCCCACUGGUUCGUGGUUGGCGGUGGGCAUGGAGAACUCCCACGUGGAAGUCCUGCACGCGGGCAAGCCGGACCGCUACCAGUUACUGCUGCACGAGUCGUGCGUGCUGUCGCUCAAGUUCGCGGCCGCGGGGAAGUGGUUCGUCUCCACCGGGAAGGAUAACCUACUUAAUGCGUGGCGCACUCCUUAUGGAGCUAGUAUAUUCCAGUCUAAGGAGUCGUCAUCGGUGCUCAGUUGUGAUAUAUCGGCGGACGAUAAGUUCAUAGUGACGGGUUCUGGUGACAAAAAGGCGACUGUCUACGAAGUGAUGUACUGA
Messenger RNA from Spodoptera littoralis (African cotton leafworm), 2163 nucleotides. The record is from the annotation of a GenBank genome assembly. NCBI's taxonomy places the organism in Eukaryota, Metazoa, Arthropoda, Insecta, Lepidoptera, Noctuidae.